AUGGAGCAAUCACCGGCGGCAAGUCGUCCAUGGCUGCUGCUUCUCUGCCUCGCCGCGGCGGCCACCGGCGGCGUACUCCAGGCUCCCGCCCAGCUUGACAGCAAAGGUUUCAUAAGCGUAGACUGCGGACUACCGGGGAAGGCGAGCUACGUGGACGGCGGCACCAAGCUAUCCUACGUCUCCGACGCCGGGUUCAUCGAUGAUACCGCCGGCGCCAACCACAACAUCUCGGGCCAGUACAUUCGACCGCAGCUCUCGCGGCGCUACCACGACGUGCGCAGCUUCCCUGAUGGCACGCGCAACUGCUACACACUCCGGUCCCUCGUGUCCGGUCGCAAGUACCUCGUCCGCGCGGCCUUCAUGUACGGCGACUACGACGGCCUCGGCAGGCUGCCGGUCUUCGACCUCCACCUCGGCGUCAACUACUGGCACACCGUCAACGUCUCGACGCCCGGAAUCGAAGUGACGGCGGAGGCCAUCGUGGUCGUUCCGGACAACUUCGUGCAGGUCUGCCUGGUGAACACCGGCGCAGGAACGCCGUUUGUCUCCGCGCUAGAGCUGAGGCCGCUGAAGAUGAAGUUCUACCCGCAGGCGAACCUGACGCAGGGCCUCGUCCUCGACGUCAGGCUCAACGCCGGCCCGACAGGUGCGACGGACAUCGUUAGGUACCCAGAAGAUCCGCACGACCGAGUAUGGCUCCCUUGGGUCACUGCGAGAGAGUGGAAAGAAAUAUCGACGACGAAGCAGGUGGACAGCGCCGACGACGACUACGAGGUGCCGUCGGCGGUAAUGCAGACGGCGUUCAUACCGCUCAAUGCCUCCAUGAACCUCGAGUUCACGUGGGACCCCGAUCCUCGACCUCACGAUCCUUCGCCGGGAUACUUCAUGAUCAUGCAUUUCUCCGAGCUGCAGCUCCUUCCAAGCAACGCCCUGCGCCAGUUUGACAUCAACAUCAACGGCGUGAGGUUGUCCGAUGACAUUAGGCUAUUCUACCUUGGGGUCGGUGUCAUCUACAAUGAAAAGCCCUACCGGGACAGUAACUACAACAUCUCCAUCAACGCCACCGCCAACUCGACAUUGCCGCCAAUCCUCAACGCCCUCGAGUUGUUCUCCAUCAUGUCGAUGACAAACUUUGGCACGGACUCCGGGGACGUAUCUGCCAUCACGACGAUCAAGGCGAAGUAUCAUGUGCUGAAAAACUGGAUGGGUGACCCGUGCUCUCCCAAGAUUAUGGCCUGGGAAAAGUUGAUGUGCAGCUACGACAUUGGCACCCGUCCAAGGAUCAGAAGCGUAAACCUGUCUUCCAGUGGUCUGAAUGGUGACAUAUCGUCGUCUUUCGCGAAUCUAAAGGCUCUCCAGUACUUGGAUCUGUCAAACAACAAUUUGACAGGCACAAUUCCAGAUACUCUUUCGCAAUUACCUUUGUUGAAGAUUUUAGAUUUGUCAGGAAAUCAGCUCAGUGGCUCGAUUCCCUCUGGAUAUCUCAAAAGAAUUCAAGAUGGCUCCCUAAAUCUAAGAUAUGGCAACAACUCAAACCUUUGCACCAAUGCCAAUUCAUGUCGACCUGCUAAAAUGAAGAGCAAGCUGCCCAUAUACAUUGGUGCCCCUGCAGUUGUCAUUGUGGUGAUAGUAUCAGUGGCACUAACACUCUUUUGCUUGUUGAGACAAAAAAAUCCAGGAUUAAUGAAAAACUCCGUAAAGCCACAAAAUGAAACGAGAAACGAUGGGGACACAUCACUUGGACUUGAGACUCGUCAAUUCACGUACAAUGAACUUGAGAGGAUAACGAACAACCUUCAACAAGUGUUGGGAAAGGGAGGAUUCGGUUAUGUCUAUGAUGGCUUCCUGGAGGAUGGCACUCAGGUGGCGGUAAAGAUACGGUCUGAGUCUUCCAACCAAGGUGACAAGGAAUUCCUAGCAGAGGUUCAAAUUUUAACCCGGAUUCAUCACAAGAACCUUGUCUCCUUGAUUGGUUUCUGCAAGGAUGGGGAGCACAUGGCACUUGUUUACGAGUUCAUGUCAGAGGGAACUCUGCAAGAUCACAUUGUAGGAGGAGACCGUAACGCAAGAUGCUUAACCUGGAGACAGAGACUUAAAAUUGCAGUUGAAUCCGCACAAGGACUGGAGUACCUACAUAAGGGGUGCAAUCCACCUUUGAUUCACAGGGAUGUGAAGGCCACAAACAUCUUAUUGAACACGAGGUUGGAGGCCAAGAUUGCCGAUUUUGGAUUAUCGAAAGCUUUCAAUCGCGACAAUGAAAGCCAGGUGUCCACGAAUGUGAUCGUUGGCACACGCGGAUAUAUGGAUCCAGAGUACCAGACAACAGGGAGGCCGACAACCAAGAGUGAUGUGUAUAGCUUUGGCGUCGUGCUAUUGGUGCUUGUCACGGGAAAGCCACCCACCUUGCAUAACCUACGAAGCAUCGGCAUCAUUGAGUGGGUGCAACAACGGUUAUCGAAAGGCAACAUCGAAGGCGUGGUGGAUGUGCGCAUGCACGGUGACCACGACAUCAAUAGUAUGUGGAAGGCCGCUGAUAUCGCCCUCAAGUGCACUGCACAUGCGUCGGUGCGGCGCCCCAACAUGACCGAUGUUGUGAUGCAACUACAGGAGUGCCUCAAGCUAGAGGAGGACCACACCGGCAGCAACUCCAACAACAACUUCUACACUGGCAUCAGCAGCAACGACCUAAGCAUGAGAAAUGAUCCUUACCCUACUAACCAGUCCACGAAUGUGAGCCAGAGCAACACUUCAUUUGAAAAGGAACAUAAUUUUGGGAGGGUGCCAACAAUUGACAACGGUCCUGCUGCCCGAUAA
Triticum turgidum subsp. durum (durum wheat) is the source of this 2814-nucleotide messenger RNA. The record is from the annotation of a GenBank genome assembly. Lineage: Eukaryota; Viridiplantae; Streptophyta; Magnoliopsida; Poales; Poaceae.